Molecule: messenger RNA, 2606 nt
Organism: Epinephelus moara (kelp grouper)
Lineage: Eukaryota; Metazoa; Chordata; Actinopteri; Perciformes; Serranidae
Gene: ugt2b3
Product: UDP glucuronosyltransferase 2 family, polypeptide B3
Exons: 7
Coding region: 45-1643 (532 amino acids)
Molecular function (GO): UDP-glycosyltransferase activity
Source: RefSeq, a predicted model, not a curated record
CUUUUGAAAAGGAUCCGGCCACAGCAAGCUGAUAAACAGGCACCAUGAAGCUGGGGCAGCGUCUCUCGGUUUGUGUCCUGCUGCUACUUUGUGUGACACAGAGCGCAGAUGGAGGGAACAUUUUGGUGUGGUACACUGAAGGCAGCCACUGGAUUAACAUGAAGCCUGUGCUGGAGUCGCUGAUUGACAGGGGACACCAGGUGACGGUUCUGGUCCCGAGCACGUCAAUGUUCAUGAACGCCAGUGAGCCUUCUCGCUUUGGCUACGAACCCUUCAACGUCUCUGUCUCGAAGGAGACAAUAGAGGACUUUAUGAAAGAAUUCUUUCACUUCUCCAUGUAUGAAAUGGAUCAUAUGAGUUACCUGCAGAUUUACAUCAGAUUCAUUGAGCUGAUGAAGGGCAAUCUGCAGAACUCUUUAAAGUUUUUGGAUGGCGUGGUGAAAUCAGAGACCAUCAUGAAGAAGCUGAAGGAGGGAAAAUAUGACCUUCUCCUGGCUGACCCCGUCUAUCCCGGCAGUGACUUAGUAGCAGAUAUUUUGGCCAUCCCCCUGGUCUUCUCCCUGCGGUUUUCCAUAGGCAAUACAUGGGAGAGACAUUGUGGUCAGCUACCCGCUCCUCCUUCCUUUGUUCCCGGCACUAUGAGCAAACUGACUGACAAGAUGGACUUCCGAGACAGAGUGUGGAACUUCCUCUUCUACGCACUGCAGGACGCUGUAAUCGAUAACUUUUUUUUUAAAGAAGUAGAUAAAUAUUACUCCGAAAUCAAAGGAAAACCCACCAGUGCCUGUGAGAUGAUGGGUAGAGCAGACAUCUGGUUGAUGCGAACCUAUUGGGACUUUGAUUUCCCCCGUCCUUCUCUCCCGAACUUCAAAUUCGUUGGUGGGAUCCACUGCAGACCUGCUAAACCUUUACCAGAGGAUAUGGAAGACUUUGUGCAGAGUUCUGGAGAUGCUGGCAUCGUGGUCUUCACUUUGGGAUCAUUCAUCAAGAACAUCACCACAGAGAAGGGGAACAUGAUCGCCUCAGCCCUCGCUCAGAUCCCACAAAAGGUGCUGUGGAGAUACAGUGGAGAAAAACCAGUGACUCUGGGUGCCAACACCAGACUAUACGACUGGAUCCCUCAGAAUGACCUACUGGGUCACCCCAAGACAAGAGCUUUCAUCACCCAUGGUGGCACAAAUGGGAUUUAUGAGGCCAUCUACCACGGUGUUCCCAUGGUGGGCAUCCCCAUGUUUGCUGACCAGCCAGACAACAUGGUCCACAUGAAGGCUAAGGGAGCUGCAAUUAUUGCAGACUUGAACUUCAUUAAGAUGGAAGACCUGAGAGAUGCUCUCAAUACUGUCAUCAAUGACAAAUCGUACAAGGAAAAUGUCAUGCAGCUGUCCAGCAUCCAUCAUGACAGACCAAUGAGUCCUCUGGAUGAGGCAGUAUUCUGGAUUGAGUACACCAUGAGAAACAAAGGGGCCGAGCACCUGAGGGUUCAGGCCCAUGAGCUCACCUGGUACCAGUAUCACUGCUUGGAUGUCCUGGCCUUCCUCCUCGCCAUUGUUCUGCUCCUCAUAUUUCUUGUCAUCAAGACCUGCAGUUUCUGCCUCCGGAGGUGCUGCGGCAGAAAGGAAAAGAGAAAGAGAAAGGCUGAGUAACUGACUGAACUGAAAUGAAGCUGGUAAUUCAAUUCAUUCUUUAUUUCAGACCCAGGGGGAUCCAUAUCACAAUAAAAAAACACAGUAAAAAGACAGCAGAGUAAAAUUAAGAAAGAAAAGUAACACACAAGAAAAAGACAAAGCCUUCCACAAUGUUCAAUGUCUAACAUACAGACAUGUUCGCCAAUGGUUCCACAGUCUGGAAGAAAAUCUGACAGAACUGGGUGCAGGGUUAGCCAAAACAGCGAUUAAGUCGUUUUCUGACUCAGAUGCCCUACACAUAAAUCUGUACAUCAGGUUAUGUAGAACAGCAGGGCAGGUAGGUACCCCGACACUAACAAACAUAUGGCUUGCACUUGAGCUUAUUGAAGCUCUCAGCAGCAGCCUCAUGCUGUCAUUAUAAGCCACUGUGAGUUUUCUAAUGCUGCCUUGUUUAUAACGACACCACAGCUAGGCAAGGUAAAAAACUGAUGGAUAAAAAAACAGUCCACUGGUUCUCCUGUUGGUCUAAAUCAUGUGAUGUAACCACAGUGCCCUGGACUGUAAUUUGUGGCAUGGGGCCAGAAACUGUCACAACUUUGAAAUAAAUAAUUUGGGUAACAAAACUGAAAAUACAUUCAAAAAAUCUCUCUACAGUGUCCAAUAUGACUGUGAAACUCCAAGUGAUGUAACAUGUUUUGUACUACUUGUUUCACUUGCUUUGUCACCGUGAACUCAGAUUAAGUCAACCUGUAAACUGAAGUAAAAACACUGUUCGACUCUCCAUGGACAACACCAUGAAUUUGCAUCUCAACAUACUGUAGGUGGACACUCUUCUCGUUUGUUCCAGCAUCAAUUGCAGACAAGUGUGAUCUAGUUUCCAUUAUGUCCGUUACCCAAAGUUAUAUUUUCUUCUUUUAAAAACACAUUAGUUUUACUUUUACGUGAGAAUAAAUUUCUGUGGUCAUAUAUCACCACUUUUAA